AUGGAGCUCCUCACUGUUCCAGAGCUAUGCGAGUAUAUUGGAACACUGAAAGUUGCCGAGCUGAAGGAACAUAUCAAGGCCUUCAAUGAGCGUCUCCCCUUCAGCUCGCAUAUUCGACUAUCUGGCAACAAACCUGAGCUGGCACAGCGACUGAUCGAGGCCGUGGUAGCGGCUAGUACUGUAUCGAGACACUAUAAUGAAAUGCUUAUCGUGAUGAUGCCCUUAGGUCUCUCGCACUGGUUGGGUGACGUGGCACGCAUGCGACGAGCAUCGCAACAGUACAUGCAUAUGUAUGGCCAUUCACCUGGCACUGGGCCGGCCGGGACCAGUGGCACACGCCCUGCCAGCGGUACACAGACAGGAGGAACGAAUGGUGGAGCUGCCUAUGUUGCCGGAACAUCUCGCUUGCCUACUGAUACGAGCCUUUCGUCUCCGGCCUCAUCGAGGUCGACGCCCACUCUCGCACAAGGCUCCCUUAAGCAGCUGCAUUUUUGGCCGUCGCCUUUCUAUGAGGUAAAAGAGUUUGUCUCGUCUAUUGUGCAGGUACCUGAGGCCCCCCCACCGUCUGGGCGCCGCCAGGUCGGAAUGUCGUUUACACUGUCGGCCCAGCAGGUCGAACUUUUGUUGCAUACCCCGUCUACCUACCAGCUGCGCCUUUUUUGUACGACAUUUGAACACUUCAUGGCCUCUGUCUCCCCGCCCAAGCAAGCUGCACCCGUGGAGUUUCCUCACACCAGCGAGGCUCGCAUCAACGAUCGCUCACUGGGUGUUAGCCUCAAAGGCAACAAAAAACAUGUCGGGCGUGUGGCGCCGCCCAAUCUCAACCGCCUCGGUCACCUGCAUUUACAGCCAAACCGACUGAAUCGUGUUGAAUUGUCCUACGCAAAUGCGCCAAUGCGGUAUACCAUGGUUAUUGCUUUAUGCAAAGUGACUAGUGCCGAGCAGCUCACGGAGCAGCUCAAGCUUAAGCAGUACCGGAGUAAAGAAUCGGUAAUUGAAAAAAUGCGCCAGCAGGCGCAGGAUGACGACAUUGUCACCGGUGCAUCCACGCUCAAGCUUACGUGCCCUCUUACAUAUGUCCGACUCGUUACGCCUUGUCGUGCCAAUACAUGCGACCAUAUCCAAUGCUUUGAUGCGCUCAGUUUCUAUUCCAUGAAUGAACAGUCCCCCCAAUGGCAGUGUCCUGUAUGCAGCCAAGACAUUAAAUCGGAAGACCUGCGCCUGGAUGGAUACGUCGAAGAUAUCCUACGGCGUGUCCCCGCCCACCUCGAUGCUGUCCUUGUCGAAUCGGACGGCUCAUGGCAUUCGGCUGAUGACCAAUACCACUCUGGCUCGCCGAUCCUGCAGGAACCGAGCUCUGUACAGCCGGACACACAGGAUAUGUUGGAUACGCCGGAGGAUACGCCCGAGCCAGGUGGUGAAACAAUCUCGCUCACGCCUGCCAGCCAUGCUAUGGCGCCCAAGACCGAGAUCGCCACGCCGCCUGCGGUUCAGUCACCUGCUGGCCGCACUUGGUUGCCCGAUAAUGCCACAUUAUACCUAUCACAGCUAGACGUGGAUGGAUCGGCCCAAGUGGACUGCACGCCGCCUACGCCACUGCCACCCCCCGAUGUGAUUGACCUCACCUUCAGUAGUGAUGAUGAUUCAUAG
Malassezia sympodialis ATCC 42132 is the source of this 1650-nucleotide messenger RNA. RefSeq lists its product as uncharacterized. The record is from RefSeq and is a predicted model, not a curated record. Gene Ontology annotation, molecular function: SUMO ligase activity; zinc ion binding. NCBI's taxonomy places the organism in Eukaryota, Fungi, Basidiomycota, Malasseziomycetes, Malasseziales, Malasseziaceae. Gene Ontology annotation, cellular component: chromatin. Gene Ontology annotation, biological process: protein sumoylation.